GAAACCCCUUUUGGCCGAGGGGUACCUUUCCCCAACGAGAGUGCUUUAUUCCAAUCCUCAGAUGAAACCCCAAUUUAUUUUGGAAUUCGCCGUUGCUCUAUAAGAGCACUGCAUUCCAAGUUUCGGAGCGAAGUUUAAGUCGGCGACGAGAAAAGAGAGAGCCAAUUCAGCUGUGGGUGGAGAAGGGAAAGGGUGAUGGAAUUAGAUGAUUGGGAGUUGAGCGCUGAAGAGCUCGAUCGCCUCGAAAGGGACGCUCUCAAACAAAUCGCUCGUAAAAAUUUGUCUUCUACUGCCACUGCCACCACUACCGCUUCGUCGUUUCCCACCGCCAAUUGUUCUUUUAAUGCACUGUAUACACUUUCGCCCGCCAAACCCACUGGCGAGUCUCCACAUAGUAAGGUUGAGCCAAAAGUAACCGAACAACAAGAUGGUAAUUGCUUGAAGGAACACCCAAAGGUAUCUGUUAAGCUUUUUCUACAUGCUAGUGGAAAUAUUGCUGCAAAAUUUGUUUAUGACCAGGUACUUAUAGGAUCUUUUCGCAAGAUCUCCAAGGCUAGCUGGAAUGCUAAGGAGAGAUUGUGGAUGUUCCCCAUCUCAUCCCUGUCAUCAGUAGAAAAAUCACUAAGUGAAAUACCUGGUUUCAGUGUUGAGCAGGUAGAGGGUCUUGAUCCUUUGGUACGACGUGCAAUUGUUGCUGCCUCUGCUGUUCCCGAUCUUCGAGAUCGAUAUCACAGGAUGCCAAGUAAUAUUGAAGCAAAGCUUCUGCCCUUUCAGCGUGAUGGUGUGAGGUUUAUAUUGCAGCAUGGAGGGCGUGUCCUCUUAGCGGAUGAAAUGGGAUUAGGAAAAACACUUCAGGCUAUCGCUUUUGCCACUUGCAUUCGUGAGUCUUGGCCAGUUCUUGUUCUCACCCCAUCUUCUCUGAGGUUGCAUUGGGCUUCAAUGAUUCAACAAUGGUUGGACAUACCUUCCUCGGACAUACUUGUAGUUUUAUCUCAAUGGGGUGGGUCGAACAGGGGAGGAUUCACAGUGGUGUACUCAAACACCAAGGGUUCUAUUCAUCUUGAUGGCAUUUUCAAUGUUAUAUCCUAUGACAUUGUCCCCAAGUUGCAGAACACUAUUAUGGCUUCAGAAUUUAAGGUUGUUAUUGCAGAUGAAUCACAUUUCUUGAAGAAUGCCCAAGCAAAGCGAACAAGUGCUUCUCUUCCUAUAUUACAGAAAGCUCAAUACGCAAUAUUGCUCAGUGGAACACCUGCUUUAUCGCGACCAAUUGAAUUAUUCAAACAGCUGGAAGCUUUGUAUCCGAAUGUAUAUAAGAAUGUUCAUGAGUAUGGUAACCGAUAUUGCAAGGGUGGUAUAUUUGGUCUAUAUCAAGGUGCCAGUAAUCAUGAGGAACUUCACAACUUGAUGAAAGCAACAGUAAUGAUCCGCAGACUCAAAAAGGAUGUCCUUGCUGAGCUUCCUGUGAAACGCAGGCAACAGGUUUUCUUAGAUUUGGCCGAGAAGGACAUGCGACAAAUUAAUGCUUUAUUUAGAGAGUUGGAGGUUGUGAAAAGCAAAAUCAAGGCUUGCCAAUCGAAAGAGGAUGCAGACUCACUCAAGUUUUCUGAGAAGAAUCUUAUUAAUAAGAUUUAUACUGAUUCUGCAGAAGCAAAAAUUCCAGCAGUUUUGAAUUACCUGGAAACCAUUGUAGAGGCUGAUUGCAAGUUUCUAAUAUUUGCUCACCAUCAAUCCAUGAUUGAUUCAAUACACCAAUUUCUUCAGAAAAAAAAAGUCAGUUGCAUACGAAUAGAUGGUAGCACUCCGGCAGCGUUAAGGCAAUCUUUGGUAACAGAUUUUCAGGAAAAGAAUGCAAUUAAGGCAGCAGUGCUAUCCAUCAAAGCUGGAGGCGUUGGGUUAACCCUGACAGCUGCAAGCACAGUCAUUUUUGCAGAGUUAUCUUGGACUCCAGGAGACAUGAUUCAAGCAGAAGAUCGUGCUCAUAGGAUUGGCCAGGUGUCAUCAGUCAAUAUAUAUUACCUGCUAGCAAAUGACACGGUUGACGACAUAAUAUGGGAUGUUAUCCAGAGCAAGUUGGAAAAUUUAGGACAGAUGCUUGAUGGCCAAGAGAAUUCGUUGGAAGUUUCCACUAGCCAGCCGAAAAGCAGCCCAGCAAAACAGAAAACACCAAAAAGCAGCCCAGCAAAACAGAAAACGCUAGACUCUUUCAUCAAGCGCUGUAACACCACGAGUAACCACGAAGAUCAGCCCAAUCUAAAAUACCCCAGGCAAUGAGAAAUUGAUCCCACAAACUGCUGAUGUACGAUCAAAAGUAUAUAUGUAAAUAUGUAUGGCAGAUGAGAGUUGAUUUACUGGUCGAAUUUGUAUACUAAGCUCCUUUUGGUUAGUUUGGCAGCUUGAACGGGCUGGAAGCUGAAUGACAAAUUCUGUACUUAUGUUAACCAGAUAGCAUUAUCUUUUCAAGUGACCCUUAAAAGUGAUGGGGUCAUCUUAUAAAUGGUCAUUUACCUUGGGAGCU
Messenger RNA from Diospyros lotus (date-plum), 2515 nucleotides. RefSeq lists its product as uncharacterized. The coding region runs from base 196 to 2271 and encodes 691 amino acids. Gene Ontology annotation, cellular component: nuclear replication fork. Lineage: Eukaryota; Viridiplantae; Streptophyta; Magnoliopsida; Ericales; Ebenaceae. Gene Ontology annotation, biological process: replication fork processing; DNA repair. The transcript has 24 exons. Gene Ontology annotation, molecular function: ATP-dependent chromatin remodeler activity; ATP binding. The record is from RefSeq and is a predicted model, not a curated record.